Messenger RNA from Parastagonospora nodorum SN15, 1956 nucleotides. RefSeq lists its product as hypothetical. Lineage: Eukaryota; Fungi; Ascomycota; Dothideomycetes; Pleosporales; Phaeosphaeriaceae. The record is from RefSeq and is a predicted model, not a curated record. Gene Ontology annotation, molecular function: oxidoreductase activity, acting on CH-OH group of donors; flavin adenine dinucleotide binding. Bases 1 to 1956 code for a protein of 651 amino acids. The transcript has 4 exons.
AUGCACAUGGAUGCAGCGGUGAUCCCUAACCAGACUGAAGGCUCUACAGGGGCCUCAUAUGAAAAGUGGCGCAUCAUUUGCCCCAAGACAGAAGGGAACUAUUCAGGACAGCUUGCCGCGUUCACGUCAUUGGCAUCCGCCGUCGAUCUUGAGGGCUACGAAUAUGUCGUUGUCGGUUCUGGUGCUGGUGGAGGACUUGCAAUUGCAGGCCACAAGACGCUUCUCAUUGAAGCUGGCGAUGACCAAGGCACAAACGUCAACUACACAGUCCCGUCGUACAACGCCAGGGUUUCGGAAGAUCCCAAUCUGUCAUGGAACUUCUUUGUGAAGCACUAUGCCGAUGAGAAAAGACAGGCCCGCGACUACAAGACUACCUACGAGACCCCCGAUGGUGGUCGCUACACUGGACUGACCCCACCGGCUGGCUCCAAGCAGCUUGGUACCCUCUACCCACGUACUGGAACCCUUGGAGGCUGCACUGCGCACAACGCUUUGAUUGCAGUUUACCCCCAUCAGAGCGAUUUCGACUUCAUCUCCAGCUUGACUGGUGACCAGUCCUGGUCUGCUGCCAAUAUGCGCAAGUACUUUUCCAAGUUGGAAGACAAUCACUAUCUUCUUCCUGGCCAAAAGGGCCAUGGUUACGAUGGAUGGCUUGGGACCCAAUACUCUCCCAUCGAUAUCGUGCUUACUGACCCAAAGCUUCUCAGCUUGGUCACUGGUGCCACCUUCGCCCUCGGAAACGAGACCAACGCUGUAAUCAACUUGGCGAGUCUUCUUGCCGGAGACGCGAACGCAGACACCAAGACCCGUGACACACAACCCGCAGUGUACCAAAUUCCUUUGUCGACUGCUGAUGGCAAGCGCACCGGCUCCCGCGAGUUCGUCCUCGCUGUUCGCGAUGCGGUCAACGCCAACGGCACUAAGCGUUUCCCGUUGGAUUCUGUUACUCCCCCUCGUGCUAAUGGAGUCGAGUUCCUCGAUGGCCAAUACCUGUACAAGGCCAGCCCAAAGAGCAGGGGCGCUGCUGGAAUCCCCGGCUCCGUGAAGGCUUCGCGUGAGGUCAUCGUCGCAGGUGGCACCUACAACAGCCCUCAGCUGUUGAAGCUGUCCGGCGUCGGACCCGCCGAUGAGCUCAAGCGAUUCGACAUCCCUGUCGUCGCGGAUCUGCCUGGUGUCGGUACGAACCUCCAGGACCACUACGAAAUUAACGUUCAAGGAAAGGCCCCAUCCAACUUCUCUGCUCUGGACGGUUGCACUUUUGGAGAGGGUGGUGAAGCCAGUGACCCAUGCCUUGCCCGCUGGCAGAAGUCUGUCCUUGGUAACCGUGGUAUCUACGCUUCGCCAGGUCUCGGUGCUGCCAUGUUCUACAAAAGCUCUGUUGCUGCUCGCAACGAGUUCGAUGUUUUCGUCUUCGGUGGCCCAGUCAACUUCCGCGGAUACUUUCCUGGGUACUCAUUCAACGCCACUCACGAGCAUGAUUGGUUUACGUGGGCUAUUCUUAAGGCUCAUCCCCGUAACAAUGCCGGAUCUGUUACCCUCCAGUCCGCUAAUCCCCUCGAUGUUCCCGCUAUUACCUACAACUACUUCGAUACUGGAAGCGGUGACUAUCAAUCUGACAUCACGGCUUUGUCAGAAGCCGUCAAACUUGCUCGCAGCUCCUUCAAGCGUCAGCUUGUCAAGAUCGAUGAGGUGCUGCCUGGAAAGGACGCGAAUGUUGAUGAUUACAUCAAGGACACCGCAUGGGGUCACCACGCCUCUUCCACUUGCCCCAUUGGUGCGGAUAAUGACCCAAUGGCUGUCCUUGACUCCAGCUUCAGGGUCAGGGGAACUGCUGGCCUCCGUGUGGUUGAUGCGUCCGUCUUCCCCAGGAUUCCCGGUACAUUCACCGCCGUCUCGACCUACAUGGUCGCUGAGAAGGCAGCUGAUGUUAUCCUUGCUGAGCUUGCUGCCCAGUAA